AUGGAUAAGCUACAGAAGAUGAUCUUCGAGAAGUCGGUAGUGAUCUUUAGCAAGAACUUGUGCUGCAUGUCUCACACAAUUAAGACUCUCUUCUUAGACUUUAGUCUGAACCCGACAAUCUGUGAGCUAGACAAGAUCAACAGAGGAAAGGAGAUAGAGCAAGCAUUGGCUCAGCUCGGCUGCAGCCCCACUGUUCCAGUGGUGUUCAUGGGAGGGCAGCUCGUAAGUGGAGCCAAUCAAGUUACGAGUCUGCAUCUCAAUCGCUCUCUUGUUCCAAUGCCUAAGCGCGUUGGGGCGUUAUGGCUUUGA
Molecule: messenger RNA, 309 nt
Organism: Thlaspi arvense
Lineage: Eukaryota; Viridiplantae; Streptophyta; Magnoliopsida; Brassicales; Brassicaceae
Source: the annotation of a GenBank genome assembly